Molecule: messenger RNA, 4715 nt
Organism: Stegostoma tigrinum
Lineage: Eukaryota; Metazoa; Chordata; Chondrichthyes; Orectolobiformes; Stegostomatidae
Product: gastrula zinc finger protein XlCGF8.2DB-like
Exons: 6
Coding region: 3329-4135 (268 amino acids)
Cellular component (GO): nucleus
Source: RefSeq, a predicted model, not a curated record
AAUAAGCAGCUGAAGAUGGUUGAAUCAACAACAGUACCCUGUACUCUGGCUCAGAAGGCCUGGAUUCUCAAGUCCCCCGUGCUCCAGCGGUGUGGUAUAAGACGCCGACACAGGCUGAUUAAAAAAAAUCCCUGCAGAGAAGUCGUGGGAUUAAAGUAGACUGCUGUUUGUUGCAAAUGUUACGUGGAGAUGAAGCGACUGAGGAAAAAGCUACUCCCAGGGCGCUGCACCUCCCGGGCACUGGGUUUUGAAGAAGGUGCACAUUAGAUUAGAGUCCUUAAUUCGUGUUUUUUUCUCUCACUGCACGGAUACUGCCAGACCUGCUGGAUGCCUCAAGCACUUUCUGUUUUGCUGUUCGAUUUCCAGCAUCUGCAGGAUUCAUUGUUCAGCGCCGUCCGGAUCCGUGACGUAAACAAUCCGAAUGCGCAUGCGCCUAGCUUGGGACAAGAUGGCGGUUGAUUACCUUGGGCCGUACCCGGGGAGAAGACCCGAAACGGCAGUUUUUUUAAGGCUCCUGCCUCUCACUGGAGCGGAUUAUAAACCCUGUCCGUCCAUUCUCCAGUUCAUCCCUCCUCUGCUUCCUGGCCCUUACCGUUUGUGAAGGAGAAUCUCACCUUCGCUUCCACGGCGCAUCGCCGCUGUGUUGUGUGUAGGGACCCCUCAUCCCCGCGGGGAUUUCUGGUUUACAGAGAAAUAUAAGAUUCAAAAUUUCUGGGUGUUUUUUCUGAUUCCAGUUCUGGCAUCUUCCCAGCCGCAAGAUACAGCAGGAGAUUUUACAUUUAAUAAUGAUGAAAUUGUUUCAGAGGUUCUCUCUUCCUUUUUGUUCUGUUUUAAAUCAAUUUCACAGGAUGUUGGAAGGGGAGAGACCAUUAAGAAGCUCUUAUUGUGGGACUAGUUUCAGCUGAUCAUCUGACCUCACUGUACAUCAGAAAGUUCACACUGGGAAAAGACCGUCUUGCACGAAGUUUGGGAAGAGAUUCAUUCAGUCAUGCCAUCUGCUGAGACUCCAGUGAGUUCACUCUGGGAAGAGACCGUUCAGCUGCACCAAGUCUGGAAAGAGAUUCUCUAAAUCAUCUGUCCUGCAGACUCAAACAGUGAAUUCGCAUGUAGCCAAGGCCAGGAAGACCCAGGCCAAACAUCAUUGCUAUAGAUGAUUGUGUGAACUGAUAAUGUCAUCCACAGGAGUCUGGGAAAAAGGAUCAGAAAAAUAAGUUGGAAGGUUGAGAAUGAGGUGAAUGGAGUAGGGAAAAAAUCAAAACAACAGAGUAAUUGACCUGAAUGACCAGUUUGUUUGUUUCAUAUUCUAAGUUUUUCAACUAAAACUCCUUUUACAGCAUAUUCAGAGGAUUGUAUUUACUGACCAGAAUCAUGAUAUCAAGAUCUGACACAGCCAAUUCUUCAGGAUCCGAACAUUAUCAGCCCCUUGAAUGUGGAGAGAAGAUUUUAAAUAUCAGUGUGACAGACACGCACGUGAGUAAGAGUAUUCCAGUGGACUGACUGUGGAAAGUACAUUAAGUAGUUACUCAGCCUAAAAAUAAUUACACCAUCCAUGCUGUCUGCGCAUGUCAGUUUCUGUCAGUCACUGAAAAUGGAAAGACUCAAUGUCACCAACACCAUGGAGAAACCAUGGAAUUGUGGGAAGGGAUUCUCUUACCCAUCAGAUUUGGAAACUCAUCAAUGCAGUCACACUGGGGAGAGGCCUUUUAGCUGCUCUGUGUAUGGGAAGGGAUUCACUCAGUUGUCCAGCCUCUACAUGCACAAUAGCAUGUUCACACUGGAGAAAGGCCGCUCACCUGCUCCAUGUAUGGGCAGGGAUUUAAUGUGGAUCAACCCUCCAGACUUUCGAACAGCUUCACUCUUAUGAAAGACCUUUGAAAUGUUCUGACCAUGAGAAAAGUUUUAAGAGCAGGGGAGAGACUAUUCAAAUGCAACGUGUGUGGGAAAGGAUUCAUUCAGUCAACGCAUCUCCUGAUACACCAACUUGUUCAUCCUGAUGAGAGACCUUUAAAAUAUUCUGACUGUUUGAAGCGCUUUAAAAGUAAAAAGGAUUUACUGAACACCAUGGUGCUGUAGUUGGUGAGAAACUGCUUAUCUGCUCUGUGUGUGGGAAGGGAUUCACUUGUUCUUCCUACUUCGUCCUACCUUCUAACGCAUCAACUUGUUCACACUGAUGAGAGACUUUUUGGGCGUCCUGACAGUGAGAAGAAAUUUAAAAGCAGAAAACAUCUUCUUAAAUACUAUUACAUUCACACAGCGGAGAGGCCAUCUCCCUGCUCUGUCUGUGGGAAAGGAUUUACUCAAUUAUCCCAUCUGCUGAGACACUACCGAGGCUGUUCUCCUGUGUUGAGUGUGUGCAGGAAUUUGUUGAUUCAUUCAACCUUCUGAUCCAGCAGCAGGUUCACACUGGGAAGAGGCUGUACACCUGCUUCCUGUGCGGCAAGAGAUUCACUGAAUCAUCCCACCUCACAACACAGCAACUUGUUUGCACCUUCCCAAUGUUCUGACUCGAGAAGGGGUUCAAAAAUAAACGGAAUCUGCUGAAACAUCAACAUAUUCACACUGGGGAGAGACCUUUCAUUUGUUGUACAUGCAGGAAAGGAUUCGUUCGGUCACACAAUCUCCUGAGACACCAGCAACUUUGCCUGAGAGAGCAGCAAUUAGAUUCUGCUGUUAACUCUGUCCAGGACUGAAUCUUAUCUGGCUGCCCAUUUCCAGUGGGAUUUCUACAUCUUUGUGGUAUACAUAUCAAGGAUUUAGAUUUCAGUUAGUGGUCAGAUGAAGCAGUUUGUAAAUAUCACAGAAGUUGGCCGUGUGGUGGACAAUGAGGAAGAAAACUGCAGACUGCAUGAUGUCAAUAGAUGACUCAAGCAGACAGAGACAUGGCCAACGGGAUUCAUUCUGGAGAUAAUUAAUCUGGGAGGGCAGGGGCGAACAGGACAAGUAAAUGCACAAUAAUUGUUUGGAUAAUGAGGAGCGUGGAGUAACAGCAAGCAGUCCGAGUGAUGUCCACAGAUUCCCCAAAGGUGGCCGGAGAGGCCGAUAAGAAGAUGAUGCAGGACCUUUCCACAUCUUUCGGUUUUCCAGGAUUUCUGAUGGAUGAUAGCCAAGUCGCGAGUGACUUUACCAUUAGGAUAUUAAUUAAGAAUAAUUUGCAGACUGGAAUAUCGAAAACGUUCUGGUAGUCAGAGGAGUCAUCAGGAUCUGAAUAUAAUUGGCAUUUCACUGUCGAAAGUAAAAGGAUUUUGAACAUCGAAGGAAAAAGCACUGUUCACACUGGGAAGAACUCACAUCAUGUGUGUCCGGAAGAGUCUGUGGAGAUUCCUCUGAAAUGUCCAAACGUCAGCUCGGUCACAUGAGGGAGAGAAUGUGGAAAUGUGGGGUUUGUGGGAAGGGAUGUCUUUCCCCGUCCAAGCUGGAAAUUCACCAACGCAGUCACACUGGGGAGAAGCCAUUCACCUGCUCUGAUUGUGGAAAGGGAUUUGCUCGGUCAUCCAACCUGCUAAGGCAUGAGCGAGGUCACACGGGGGAGAGACCAUUCACGUGUUCCCAGUGUGGGAAGGGAUUCAGUGAGUCAUCCAGCCUGAGGGUGCACCAACGCAGUCACACCGGAGAGAGACCAUUUAUCUGCUCUGAUUGUGGGAGGGGAUUUACUCAGUCAUCCAGUCUGCAGAUACACCAGCGAGUUCACACGGGGGAGAGACCAUUCACCUGCUCUGCUUGUGGGAAAGGAUUUGCUCGGUCAUACAGCCUGCUGUUGCACCAUCGAGUUCACACUGGAGAGAGACCAUUCACCUGCUUGGAGUGUGGGAAAGGAUUUGCUCGGUCGUCCAGCCUGCUGGAACACCAGCAAAUUCACGCUCGGGAGAGACCGUUCACCUGCUCUGCUUGUGGGGAAGGAUUCAGUCUCUCGUCUAAACUACUGGAACAUCAGCAUGUUCACACUGGAAAGAGACGAUUCACCUGCUCUGCUUGCGGGAAAGGAUUCACUUGGCCAUCCAGCCUGGUGCAACACCAGCGCAUUCACACCGGGGAGAAACCAUUCGCCUGUUCUGAAUGUGGAAAAGCGUUCAGUCGUUCAUCCAACUUGCAGAGACACCGGCAAGUUCACAGUGUGGAGAAACAUUCACUCAGUUAACUCGCCUGCUGGUACCGCAGCCAUUUACCACUGUAGAGAGACUGUUCACUUGUUUUGUAUGUGGGAAAGGAUUUCAAACUUAACACACCAGUGAAAUGACACCCAUUGGCUCCCAUUCACCUAUGUUUGUGUUUGUUAAUACACCAGCAAAUUCACAAAGAACCACAGGUGAAUAGUUUUGUUUUUGCAUACACCAAGGAAGGAGCCCCUGGUCAUUAGGCUAUCUGAACUGAUGUUUUUAAACUCUGCUGUACUAAAAGGGCUGAUAUUGUCAACAAACCGUUGCUACAAUUGUGUAUCUGCAGGAUCGUAUUUGAAAAUAAUCACGAUGUGACUGCACAUCACCAUGUUUACACUGGGUAAAGACUGUCCACCUGUAUUUUGUUUGUAGAGUGAUUUUUGAGGUUCGUCAGGAUUGGUUAAACAACAGCGAGUUCCCCAGUAACUGUCAGCAUUGGAUUUUGAUGCUAUUGUGAUUCAAAUCCAAGUCAUCCCUUCUUGCCCUAUUUCUGAUGAUGUUGUAAGCACCACUGGUUCAGUUACCCGUUUGGGAUAAAAGAAAUACAAAUCUAAAAUUUAA